ACAAUAUAUGUCCCUACCCUUUAUCCGGUUGUUCCCGGGUGCACCUCUAGCCAAGGUUCGUGUUUACAUGAGUAUAAAUGUAUCUCCGUUGUAUAAAGUUUCAUGACGUGAGAGCCAUCUGCCACAUAACCCUUCCAACCCAACCUAUUAUUAGGGGCAUUUCUGUCCACGGAGAGUAUAUAAACUGCUCACGUCCACCCAGACCCAGCCGUGACACAAACACAACCAUAAACUGCUAGCGAGCGAGCUAACUUUCUCCGUCGGUCCUUCCCUUCCCAUCCCUCUACCAUUCUUAAAUCUUGCUCCCACCAGUCUGCUUACCUAAGCAUGACGGCGAAGGUACACCCGAACGUCGCCGCGCCGUCCCCAGGCCUCGGCCAGCAACCGGCGGUGGCGCCGGGCGACGGGGAACCGGCGGCGGUCACCCUGACGGUGUGGCGCAAGUCGCUGCUGUUCAACUGCAGGGGGUUCACGGUGUUCGACGCCCGCGGCGACCUCGUGUACCGCGUGGACAGCUACGCGUCCGACUCGCGCGCGGAGGUGGUGCUGAUGGACGCCGCGGGCCGCCCCGUGCUCACGGUCCGCCGCCGCUGCAGGAAGCUGAUCGGCCUGGUGGGGCUGGGGCUGUCGUCCGACCAGUGGCUGCUGUACCGGGGCGUGGACGAGGCCCGGCGCCUGCCGCCGCUCUACGCCAUGAAGCGGGCGGCCGCGCAAUCGCAACACAUGCGUGGAGGUGCCAAGUCCGUGGCGCACGUCGCGGCGUGCUCUGCGGGCGCCGGGUACGAGGUGGAGGGGUCGUACCUGCGGCGGCGCUGCACGGUGUACGAGUACGACGGGCGGCGGCGAGCCGUGGCGGAGGUGCGGCCCAGCCCCAAGGAGGCGGUGGGCUCGGACGUGUUCCGGCUGGUGGUGCGGCCCGGGAUGGAGGUGUCGCUGGCCAUGGCCGUCGUGCUCGCGCUCGACCAGAUGUUCGGCAAGCCGUCCCUGCUCAGGAGCUGGUCCUCGUAGCCUGUACAUCGCCGUGCCGUUCGUUCCAUUGGCAUGGCGUGGGUGCUUUGUUUCCCUUCUUUUGCGCCCCCCCCCCCCCCCCCCCCCCCCCCCCCCCCAAUGCAAUUGUUUUGGGCCCGGGAGGGAGCACGAUAAUUGCUCCUGGCUGCCUUUUUUUCUUCAGCUCCUCUUUGAUGCCAAAGCCGAUUAAACUGGGGUCAUAGAAAUGUGAACGUGGAUUGGAACUCCUCUUGCCGUGUGUGGGUUUGGGUUUUUUUUAACCAGGCAGUAAAAUCAUGCGCCUUGUAAAGACUAAAGAGGGACCUAAGUGUACAAUACUUAGAAAAAAAAGUUAUAGUAAGACAGAUUCCCUGUCUCUCUCUGCUUUCUCCCCA
This is a messenger RNA of Zea mays, 1382 nucleotides long. Its product is annotated as protein LURP-one-related 8. The record is from RefSeq and is a predicted model, not a curated record. The transcript has a single exon. NCBI's taxonomy places the organism in Eukaryota, Viridiplantae, Streptophyta, Magnoliopsida, Poales, Poaceae. Bases 328 to 1008 code for a protein of 226 amino acids.